AGCCGUGAGACGCCGACAGUGAGGACGGAGCAGCAGAGCUUUCUCCUGUGUGUGACAAGCAAGCUGAAGGAGCACGCACUCGUUCUGAUUCUGUAAUGCGCGUAAAAGGCGCACCUCUCCGCUUUUACGCACAGCCCAAAGUGGCGAGUAGAUUUGUAUGGAACGUACCGAUCAAGAACUGAUAGUUAAUUCCUGAAUAGGCUUUAUAAUCUCUAAGACAGAGACGUUUCCAAGCGGAACUUUAUCAGACUACGAAAACAAUUGUUGCGGGGAAAGUAUAGAUACCCUUCCAGAUGAGCCUUAGAUUUGCUUUGUUCACACUGUAUUUGGCACCAGUGUCCUCCACUUUGUGGUGUCAUGUUUAACGCCUAAAAAGUUCCUUGCAGUGGUAAGAGAAGAAUGGAUCCUUUAUUUAAUAUUACCGAUGAGCCGAACACGACCAUCAGCUCCAACGACACUAAUAAUAACAGGACCGAAGAGGGGAACCAGUUCGUGCAGCCAGUGUGGAGAAUCGUCCUGUGGGCCAUUGCAUACAGUUGUAUAGUUAUCGUGUCUGUAGUAGGCAACGUUACAGUAAUCUGGAUCAUUAUGGCACACAAACGCAUGAGGACCGUUACCAACUAUUUUCUGCUGAACCUGGCGUUCGCCGAAGCCUCCAUGUCUGCCUUUAAUACGGUCAUCAACUUCACUUACGCAGUACACAACGAGUGGUACUUCGGACUGGUCUACUGCCGCUUCCACAACUUCUUUCCAAUCGCGGCUGUGUUUGCCAGUAUCUACUCAAUGACUGCCAUCGCUCUGGACAGGUACAUGGCCAUUAUCCACCCUCUACAGCAACGCAUGUCAUCCACAGAGACAAAGAUUGUGGUUGCUGUGAUCUGGGUUCUGGCUCUGCUUCUGGCCUUCCCUCAGUACUACUACUCUACUACAGUCCAGUUCACUGAUCGAGUGGUGUGCUACAUUGAAUGGCCAGAGUACACUGUGUGCAACUUCGAAAAGAUGUAUCAGGUGUGUGUGGCCAUCCUGAUCUACUUCCUUCCUCUGCUGGUGAUGGGCUGCGCUUACCUUGCAGUGGGACUGACCCUCUGGGCCAGUGAGAUUCCUGGAGACUCUUCUGACCGCUACAGGGAGCAGCUGACUGCCAAGCGCAAGGUGGUGAAGAUGAUGAUUGUGGUGGUGUGUACAUUUGCCACCUGCUGGCUGCCAUACCAUAUCUACUUCCUACUGCACCAGUUCUUACCCCAUUUGCUUGAGGAGCCGUUCAUGCAGCAGUUCUACCUGGCCAUCAUGUGGUUGGCCAUGAGCUCCACUAUGUACAACCCCAUCAUCUACUGCUGCCUCAAUGACAGGUUUCGUGCUGGUUUCAAACAAGCAUUUCAUUGCUGCCCCUGUGUCCCUCAAGGCUCUUACGAAGGCCUGGAACUCAAGUCCACUCGCUACCUUCAGACCCAGACAAGCGUUUACAAGGCCAGCCGAAUGGAGACCACUGUAUCGACCGUUCUUCAUGUUGGGGAUGACGUGGAGCAGCCAAAGGUUAAGGCUAUGGUAGGACUAGGACCUGCCGGGGCUGCAGCUGCAGCAAGACAUAGCUCAUCGCUGGACCUCACUUCAAACGGCUCCUCAUCCCGUAGUGUCUCCAAAACUGUAUCAGAGACAUCUAGUUUCUACUCCAGUAACAACCUGCAGGAAUAGAUGUCCAAUACAGGCAGCAUGUGCCAGACUGCAGGGAGAGAGUGUGAGUUGGCUGUUCACAUCACUGCUUUCGCCUGCAUGUGUUCAUGCAACGUACAGCAAAGUGUGACCUUGUCUGUCAGUGACUGUGAGUUUAUGGUGAAUAUAUUUCCAGUGUGUUUACUGGAAAAUCAUGUGAGAAACGUGGUUCCUGCUCUCCGAACAUUGUCUUCACCCACAACAUAGUGACAGAAAUAUUCAUGCUACUCACAGUUGAUGAUCAACCAGCAUUGGAAAGAUUUUCUAAGUGCCAAAAAGCAACAAGGACCACUUCAUCUACUAGAGCACAUUCCAUUUCAAAAGCUAAACUCAAGCAGAUGCUAGCGCCUCCAACUUUCACAGCUUCUGCUUGUCAGAGCAGCCUCCUGUCAGAGAGCUCACACAUCCUCAAUCACACAAGCUGUGUGACUUCACACAGUCUAUUUUUGAUUGGAGCCUCCAUUCAAAGACCUGCAACACGACAUAGACUAAUUUUAAGAGGGAAGUUCUCUAAAAAAAAAAAAAAGGUCCCCAAUAAAACCUGGUUUUCAGUGCAGCUUGCCUCACAAGAUAUGUUUUAAACAUAAGCAAAGGCUUCACCGUGAAAGGGGCUUAAAUCUGAGAAACAUGCUUGUUAAUGCUUGUGUGUGUGAGAGCUGAUGAGAAUGCCAACUCUUAUCUUGCUGAGCAGGACUGCUACAGCUAUCCAAUGUGCAGAAUGUGUCUGCCUGGCUGAAAGGAUGCUGUGCGGAUCCCCUGCAGGCUUCGCUUAAAAGUUCUGGCAAUCAGCGAAAAUACCAGCAGUGACUGGUUCAUAUUUCAUCUGGCUAAAGACUGACUUCAACAGCUGGCAGUAUCAUUUUCUGUAACAGAGGCUUGGCUAAUGCUGAAGAAACAACAGCUGAAAAAGACCCAGUUUGCACAAAAUAAAACCUGGAUCUCAGAUACCACCAGAUCUAAACAAUAUGUGUAUAACUGAUGAUGACCAACCUGUCAACAACUUCUCUAUGACACCUCAGACACAGGACUGUAGUGUAGCACCCCUUUCAUUUAUUCAGUAUUUUUAGUGAGAACCUGCUCUACUCUUACUCUACCUGUGUGACUGCAAACUGCACUCUUAAUCAUACAUAAAUGGGAUUUGGCCGGGUUCCUCACAUGUAUGUGUCUCUGACACACACCGCUGUGGAUGUGUGCAGUUAAAGUGGCCAAAUUAACCUGUGAUAUCCUGUGUGGGUGGUGAAGAUGAUCACUUCUGUCCCGCAUUUGAAGGCAUAUCAGCAUCAAAACUUAAUUUAAGGUUUAAAGGACUUUGCAGACCAUCAGUGAUCUGUGGCUCUUUAACAUGCAGUGAUGUGCCUUGCUGCUUCGCAUAAUGUCUUUGAAGGGACAAGGGAGGGAGGUGUGUGUGUGUGUGUGUGUGUGUUGGGGGGGGGGGGGUCACAGGAGCAGCUCCCUCUACUAAAGUCUAGGAACAAGGCGUUUUAUGUAAUCAGACCACAAAAAAUCUGCCAGAACAAAUGGUCCCAGUGUCCCCCAUUAUUAAUACCUGCAACUACGAACUCAAAAUUAAUAGAAUUAGAGCUGAAGUUUGUGUCACAAUAAUCUCAAACAAACCAUCCAUCCACAAACCGUUUGAUGUAAUUUACUUUCAUUUUCUGUGAUUGUGGUAUCUGUAGAAAAUUCAGUGUUUUUUGGAAUACAUUGAAGUGAAAAUAAUUUACAAAGCAGUCAACAGCUAAAUCCACAAUAUUAGCUGUGUACAGCUCAGUUAAACACGACCACCAAAGACAAAAUCCAGA
Molecule: messenger RNA, 3509 nt
Organism: Melanotaenia boesemani (Boeseman's rainbowfish)
Lineage: Eukaryota; Metazoa; Chordata; Actinopteri; Atheriniformes; Melanotaeniidae
Gene: tacr1a
Product: tachykinin receptor 1a
Exons: 5
Coding region: 400-1692 (430 amino acids)
Biological process (GO): positive regulation of flagellated sperm motility; G protein-coupled receptor signaling pathway
Cellular component (GO): plasma membrane; sperm midpiece
Molecular function (GO): substance P receptor activity
Source: RefSeq, a predicted model, not a curated record